AUGGGCAAACGAUUCCAUUGCGAUUACUGUGACAAAUCAUUCCCAGACAACCUUGUCAACCGAAGGGCUCACUUGAAUGGAGUACAGCAUCAACAGGCCCGUAAAUUACACUUCGAAAAUUUCCUUGGUGUAUGUGACUAUGGCAUAAUGUGCCGCUACUCCCAUAUGACUCCAGAAGCUUUGCGGCAGUUGGAAGACGCGGCGGGUAAGAAGACUUGUUUUUCUUACUUUGUAAUAGAGAAUGAACUAUCCGCUAAACGUGCUGUCCUUAUGAAUGUGGCAGAUCAAAUCGGUGCACUAGAAGCGCUAGUACAAAAACGCCGACGGGAAGCCAUUGAUUUAGCAUCCGGUUUAUACCGACUGAAAGUUCCUUAUGGGUAUGAGGAAUCGAAACUUCCACCCUCCUUGUUCUUUUUACAAGCAGAUAAGAAAGCGCUAUAA
Molecule: messenger RNA, 441 nt
Organism: Echinostoma caproni
Lineage: Eukaryota; Metazoa; Platyhelminthes; Trematoda; Plagiorchiida; Echinostomatidae
Source: the annotation of a GenBank genome assembly